UUAUUUUUUUUUUUUAUUAUUUUUUGUUUUUUAUUAUUCUUCUUCUUCUUUAUUCUUGCAUAAUAUGAGUCCUGCUAAUAACUAUAUGUAUUAUAAUCCCCAUCAUUUCUAUCCUCAAAAUAUAAUUUCUCCUGUAAAUACUACUCCAACUACUACUUCUUCAUCUUCAGUGUCAUCUCUUAAUCGACUUGAACAAAUUCAAGCACAACUUGAACUUGCUCGGAACUUUUAUGAUGAUUUUGAAUUUUGUCCUGUUCAGUGUUCUUCAGAGGUUUUAGAACAUCGAGAUCGUAUUCAUCAACGUCUAUAUUCUCCUCAUACUUCUCCUCGUACUUCUCCUUCAAUGUCACCAAAUAAUAGUCCUACAAAACGACGAGCUAUUCCUAUAAUUAAUCCUUCUAAUAUGACUCCUGUUAUACCUCCUCAGCAACAACCAUCACAGCAGCAUCAAAACUUUAUGUUACGUAAUAAUAGAUAUUCUCAUUCUAACAGUGUCCUUGUUCAAUAAUUUAUUUAUAUACCUUAUAUUCGCAUUCAUUCCUUAUAUUAUAUUUAUAAACAUAUGCUGCAUAUAUCUUUUAUAUAUAUACAUACACAUACACAUAUACAUAUACAUAUACAUGUAUAUAUAUGUAUAUACACAUAUACAAAUUUAUAUAUUUAAAAAUAAU
Molecule: messenger RNA, 671 nt
Organism: Cokeromyces recurvatus
Lineage: Eukaryota; Fungi; Mucoromycota; Mucoromycetes; Mucorales; Mucoraceae
Exons: 2
Coding region: 65-508 (147 amino acids)
Source: RefSeq, a predicted model, not a curated record